Molecule: messenger RNA, 3437 nt
Organism: Nicotiana tabacum (common tobacco)
Lineage: Eukaryota; Viridiplantae; Streptophyta; Magnoliopsida; Solanales; Solanaceae
Source: RefSeq, a predicted model, not a curated record
CUGCAUUUGAACAAUUGCGCCACCCUCUUUCGCGGCGUCGCGUUGCGCCGCAACCUUCACCCCCGCGGCAGACGUGUUUGUCUGACACAAUAACAGAAUUUCUCAACCAAAAAAGCCCCAAAAAUAUACGUAUACGUAUACGUACAUAUAUACGAAAUAUACACGUAGUUGCAGGUAGAAGGAAGUUUUUGAUUUUGAGGAAGAAAACAACAACAGAGAUAUACAAAGGGGGAGGUGGGGGCAAUUGAGAAUUGUCUCCUUCUCCCGAACUUUACGUUCCAUUUUUUUCUUCUUCUUUGAUAUUGGGGUUGAUAUUAAUACAAUACAAAGCAGAUUACAGAUAUCCAAAACAUACAAAAAUUCUAUAUAUAGCACUUUUUCCACAUUACCCUUUUUUCUCACUUUGUCUCUCUAUUCCCAUCCCUUAGUCUAGAACAUUCCAUGUUGUCAAUGGCCUCUAAAACCCUACGUUUUGCUUGGGUGUAAUCGGUUUUUUUUUUCUGUUAUGGGUUCUUGUGGAAACGGAAGCCGGGUUGAAAUGGAGAACGGUUGGAGUUUUUUGAGUUCUGAUCCUUUAACAGUUACUGAGAAUUGUUGGGCUGUUGCUGAAGAAGCUACAGAAGAAGUGGUGAAUUGUCUUCAUCCAACACUUGACACUGAGGAAAAGAGGAAAGACGUUAUAGAUUACGUCCAGAGUCUCAUCAAAUUCUCUCUUGGAUGCGAGGUCUUCCCAUAUGGAUCAGUGCCACUGAAGACCUACCUUCCUGAUGGUGACAUUGAUUUGACUGUUUUUAGCAGUUCUAUUACAGAAGAAACAUUGGGCCGUGAUGUUCUUGCUGUUCUGCAGGAAGAAGAGCAAAAAGAAGAUGCUGAGUAUGAUGUCAGGGAUACCCAAUUUAUUGAUGCUGAGGUUAAGCUGGUGAAAUGUCUUGUACAAAAUACUGUGAUAGAUAUAUCCUUUAAUCAGUUAGGAGGACUUUGCACACUUUGUUUCCUUGAGCAGGUAGAUCGUCUUGUUGGGAAAAAUCAUCUCUUCAAACGUAGUAUUAUUUUGAUAAAGGCUUGGUGCUAUUAUGAAAGUCGUAUUCUUGGUGCACAUCAUGGUCUGAUUUCCACAUAUGCUUUGGAAACACUGGUCUUAUUUAUAUUCCAUCAGUUCCAUUCUUCGUUAAAUGGUCCUCUAGCGGUUCUCUAUAGAUUUUUGGAUUACUACAGCAAAUUUGAUUGGGACAACUAUUGUAUCAGUUUGAAUGGUCCAAUAUGCAAAUCAUCUCCUGACAUAUUAGUUGAAAUGCCAGAUCAUAUAAGCAACAAUCUGUUGCUUAGUGAAGAGUUUCUAAGGAACUGUAUGGAAAUGUUCUCAGUUCCAUCCAGGGGUCUUGAGGUGGACACACGAGUAUUUCAACAAAAGUAUCUAAAUAUAGUUGACCCCUUGAAGGAGAAUAACAACCUUGGCCGUAGUGUCAACAGAGGGAGUUUCUGUCGAAUACAAAGAGCUUUUAGGUAUGGGGCCCGCAAGCUUGGGAACAUUCUUUCGUUACCAUCUGAUAGAGUUGCCGAUGAGAUCAAGAAGUUCUUCGCAAAUACUAUUGAGAGGCGUAGACACAAUCUUUUGGCUGAUUUACAAGAUUCCGGCCUAAUAUAUGGUGAUGAAGACACAUGUUCUUCGUUAUCCCCUGCUGAAUCGUAUGCUGACAAUAGAAUGCUUCUGAAAUCAUCCGAUGGUGAUUUUGAGAAUGAUAGCCUGAAAAAGGUAUUUAAAUCAAUGUCAAAUGAGUUGUCGAGUAACUUGAUGAAUGGAGUUUCUUCAGAUAUGGUGUCAGAAAGUGGCUCCUUUCCAGAUGAUGCAGCAUUGUCAGGAUUCUUUCUAUCUACGGAUGAAAGUGAUCAUUCAGCUUCUGAUCCUCUAAAUCUUGAUGUUGCAAAUGGAACAUAUGACUGUUGUUUUAAUGGAAACUCCAUGAAUUUUCUUUCUAGGAAGCAUUACCAUGAUCCUCCGUUUCAUUUCAAUAAAUCAUGUGUUGAAAAUGGAAACUCUGGGCCUGAGAAUCUGUGCCAAAGUGACCUAUCUGAUUCUGGUUUGUGGGUAGAAACCAGAGAGUGCGCUCUGGAGUGCAGCAGCAUAUACCAAUCAGGUACAGAUUAUAGCGAGAGCGUCUGGUCUGGUGGUUCAGUAAUCUCGAGUCCAAAGACCAGUAUUCUAGGAAGUUUAUCUCUCGAUAUUGGGGAAAGGGACUUGGCGAGCACAGCCGGAGAUGUUGAAGCUUUGAAUCCUUUGGUGGACUUAAGUGGGGACUAUGACAGCCAUAUACGGAGUUUGCUCUAUGGCCAGUGUUGCUAUGGUUUUGCUCUGUCAGCACCAGUACUCAAUAGUCCAUCAUCACCAUCUCAAUGUCAGAACAAGCACUUUUGGGAUACUGUGCGGCAAUCGAUGCCACUUAGACAGAACUCAUUUUGGCAAACAAAUGUGAAUGGCAUGCUUGUAGGACCAGCUGUUCACCGUCCUGAUAAUUAUCUACCAUCUACUGCUACUUUAGGUUCUGAGAAGAAAGAAACGGCACAAGGAAUUGGCACCUACUUCCCGAAUUCGAAUUAUUCUUUCCAGGAGAUACGGUGUAAAGGAAGGACUAGGAUUAAGGCACCAAGAAAUCAUGGUCAGUUGCACAUGCAUAGUAGCACUCAUAGUAAUAAGUGGGUUCCUUCUCUUUCCGAUGCAAAUCGUUCAGAAAAGUGUACAGUAGAGAUUUCAGCUGUGCAAUCUUCUGUUCAAGUUCGUGGAAAGUUUGCUGUAGCUAGCCAAUCUGAUAAGUUCCUCAAAGAUCUUCAUGACAAUGAUUUCUCGCAUUCAACAUGUAUAAUUGAGUUUGGAUCUCUGGGGAAUCUUUCUGAAGAUGCACUUUCAUGCACUUCUCAUGACGUGCUCCUGAUUCCAAGUGUCCCGCAAAAGGUGCAGCUUCCAGAAUCUGUAUGUAGUAAACAAGAAAGGGCUGCAGAACAUUUGUUGCGCCUUAAGAAUGAAGAUGAGUUCCCUCCUCUGUCUUUGUCGAAGGGUUAGGACUGACUUUCUACUUGUAUGAAGACUUCAAGGGAAUUUUUACAGUAAAAGCUAACAAAAGCAGAUACUUUUAGGCAGAUAUCAGAUAAGAAAGAGAGAAUUACAGAAACUAAAACAGAGUAUGUCUUUUUACCUUUCUUUGCAUUAUUUAGUAUCUUUUUGGUAGUGAGAGAAUACAACAACUCCAGCUCAGUUCCAAUCUAGUUCGGGUUGGCUAGUGUAAAAUAGGCAUGCACAUUGUAUAGCACCUUUGGCAGCAUAGAGUUGCUGCAUUAGCGGUACCAGCAUUAUAAACUUAGUUCCUCAUAGAGAACAACUUUGGUUCUGUUGACUGACUUUUGUUUUCAUCUGUUUUACUUCAUCUUUGCUCUCUGAUUGACUA